This is a messenger RNA of Folsomia candida, 3355 nucleotides long. RefSeq names its product matrix metalloproteinase-19. Gene Ontology annotation, biological process: collagen catabolic process; proteolysis; extracellular matrix organization. The transcript is spliced from 8 exons. NCBI's taxonomy places the organism in Eukaryota, Metazoa, Arthropoda, Collembola, Entomobryomorpha, Isotomidae. The record is from RefSeq and is a predicted model, not a curated record. Gene Ontology annotation, cellular component: extracellular matrix. Gene Ontology annotation, molecular function: zinc ion binding; metalloendopeptidase activity. The coding region runs from base 1334 to 3028 and encodes 564 amino acids.
CUGAUUUUUGACCAGUUUUGCAUAUGCGUCACUGCAUCUAUUCUCGCAUCUCGGACGCUAUAAUACUUGACAAAUUUCCCUCAAUAAAACUUCAUUGAGCAUUCCACGAAUACACAACGGGUCGACUCACCACGUAAAAAAUGGUCAUCAUUGCAUUGUGUUAACGUGUCUUACAUAAAUACAUGUGUUUCUUACUUACUAAAAAUGACUCAACUUUUCCACCUCGUCACUUGCUGGGAUAAUGUGUGACUUGCUUGAGAAGUUCAUCAAUUCACAAGUUAAAGUCAAACUAACCAUUCAUUCAUUACAUAAACUAGUCGAGUAUUGCGUUGACCACCUCAACGUCAACCUCACUCAUCCGUUCGUCUUACAUAUUAUUUAGUCCGUGGUCUGGUGUCGAGUGACCAAAUCUUGACCACUGACGCAGAUAAAAAAUCUGGUCCGAUAAAAAUUUCAUAAACAAAACAAUUACGAUAAUAUUGUCCAUAAAGAGGGAAAAGUGUUCUGUUCUUUUUUGGAGAAACAAGAUCGUAAAUCUCAAGUUGCCUCAUAUUACUAAAAAUCUUGACUAUUGUUAUUGAAACAAGAUCGUAAAGAUAUAAAGUCUCAAGUUGCCUCGCACUUAAAUAUUACCAAAUCUUGACUACAAAACUAAUUAAUCGCUUAUAGCGUAUGUAACUAACUGGAAAAGAAGACAAUGUGAGUGAGUGAACGAGUUCAUAAAUUGACAUUUUUUCCUUUCUUGAAACAAUAAAAGUGUCAAAAUUGAUUUGAUUUUUGGGUAACUUUUUUGGACAAAAUUGGAUAAAACUGGUUGAGACGAAAAGGAUGCAUGUCUCGUGGUCAUGAUAUUUAGUAUUUGUGAGAUUGUGAUCUGUGUUCUUUUAUUUCUGCAAGAAAAAUAGUUUAGUUUUCUUUUUUGAAAUGUUACACAAGUCGGUGGUCAUCCGAGGUAGAAGGUGAAGUUUAAAGUGUCCAUUAAACGUUAAUGGGACGUGUUAAGGAAAUAAAUUGGCAAUUAAUUGGACUCAUUUUGUGAUAAGGAGUUCAGUCUCAUCUUGGAGGAUGACAUAAUUUAGCUGAUAACUUUUUUUUUAUUGUUUGGUUGAAAAAUACAAAACACAAAACAAAUAUCAAGAAGAAGAGAAGAUAAGAAGUUAUCAUUUUUCUUCGUCUGCUUCGUGUUCAUUUGUUGAGUACGAAUUUUUAGUGAGAAAAUAAGCUGUUCACGUUUUCGUUAAACUAAUUUUAUAAAAACCUGCAAAACUUACAAGUUGUUGUUUAAUGUGAAAUUAAUAGUGACACAAACUGCCAGUAAAUCAAAUCCAACGAAAUGAGGCUGUCGAUAGUCAAGUUAACCUCUGACCUUUCCGUUGCGUUUAUCACCCUCUCUUUCAUGAUACGCACUUGCACCCAGUAUCACAUCGACACGGCGGGGGAUGCUUUGACUUAUCUCUCCCAUUUCGGCUAUUUGCACGAUCUUGAGACCGACUCGACCGUCCAUCUCAACGAGGCGCGUCAAGCCGUGAAAGAAUUUCAAGAUUUCGCCAACCUUCCAACAAACGGGAAACUGAACAGUGUCACACUCCGUGAAAUGAACAAGCCGCGAUGUGGCAAUCGAGACGCCCGUGUCGCCGAAGGGGACGAAUAUCUGGGACGAAAUAGUGACGAUUUUAGUAAAAGACGAAGAAGGAAAAGAGACGACUCGUCCCCCGGCGUCCGAUGGAAUAAACGCGUUUUAACAUAUCGUGUUGCGAAAUUUUCAUCGUCGCUGAAUCUCAAGCCAAAAACGUUGCAAAAAGAGAUUGAUAUUGCUUUCCGGUACUGGGAGAGAGAGGCGAAUCUGACGUUUAAAAAAAUUUGGGAAGGCAAGCCGGAUAUAGAGAUCAGUUUUGUCACUGGAGAUCACGGUGACGAAGAAUCGUUCGACGGUCCGAGUAAAACUCUAGCACACGCCUUUUAUCCGGCCAGGUCAGAUAUUCAUUUCGAUGAUGCGGAGAAAUGGACAGCAAAUGCUCGUCAUGGGCAUAAUCUUAGGACCGUGGCGGUUCAUGAAAUUGGACAUGCGCUAGGACUUGGACAUUCCAAGGAGAAAAAGUCCGUUAUGUACUUGAUGUAUCAAGGUUUUAAGGAUAAGCUACAACUUCAUGUGGCGGACAUUGAUGCAAUUCAGACACUUUAUGGUCCCAAAAUUUCUAAGGAUUUGGACAAAAGUGAAGAAAACGUAGUGAAAUCGUAUCCCCAAAAGUUCCGCAAGUUUGCCGGGAUGAUGAUCUCGAAUCCGGAGAGAGUAGAUUUAUGCAUGAAUGGCUCGAUCGACGCAAUUUCCUCCCUGGGCGACGGAUUCGUCUACAUUUUUAAAGGAGAGUAUUACUUCCGGUUCGAAAUGGGGAAACCGAUCGACUAUGCAGAGUACCCGAAACAGAUAAAUGACACGUUUCACGGUUUGGAUUCGAAUUUAGACACCGUUUUGACCAUAGGGACGGGAAAAACGUAUUUUUUCAAGGGACGCCUUUACUGGAGGUCAACCGGUACCAAAAUGGACUCCGGUUAUCCGAAAAAGAUUGCCCCGAACUUUCUCGGAAUUCCGAACAAUUUAGACGCAAGCUUCACCUGGUCGUGGAACAAUAUGGUUUAUUUCUUUAAGAAAAACCGCUACUGGAGGUAUAAUUUUGACACCCCGAAUAAAAGGGGCGUUCCCGUAAGCGUAAAACCGGCCAGAGUUGUGAGGCAUCACCACGGCAGGAAACGAGCUAAUAACGACCUUAUCGAAGGUUAUCCGAAAAGAAUUAGUACAAAUUGGCCAGGAAUACCGGACGAUAUCGACGACGCGUUUCGAGCUCCGAAUGGAAGAUCAUAUAUUUUUAAAGGGGGAGAAUAUUGGCAGUUUCACGAUCCAGAUUCGGAUAUUGAGGCGGCAUCUUAUCCUCGCUCUGCCGGCGAAUGGUGGUACGGAUGCUCAGAUUUUGUCCCGGACGCGAGGAAGAUAAGACACGUUCGGAAAAGAAAACCAUUUAAUUAUCUUUAGUUUUGAAUAUGUAAUUUUUAGUAAGAUUACUUUUAAAAUUUUGGACUGAUGGACAGACUGAGUUGCACAUACAUAAUUUUUGAGAGUUUUUAACAAGAAGAAAUUCGUAUUAUUACAUAAAACGGGUAGAAUUGGUUGCCGACAUGGUGUAGAAUUUUGUACAUAAUUUUGUAUAAUAUCAAUCAAUUGUAACUUGCAUACUUAAUUUAUGCAAAACAAUAUAAUUUCAUUACAAAAUAUGUUGUAUAAGCGUUGUAUAACAGACUUAUCGAUUAUCCACCAAAUUGUUUCUUUAUUAAUUAUUGACAAUGAACUUGUUGUUAUCUA